CUUGGGAAUAUGAAUUUCCAGAUAGCCUUUCUGCUGCUAUUUUGUUUGAACAUUGUUCAUGGAGGGUUUUAUCCUGAACGAUACCCAUCGCCAACGGGCAUAAAGGGACCGCCACCCAGUGGGAAGACUCAAUUCUUCCUUCCGUACACCAUAAAGAGUCAGGGUGUGCCAGUGAGAGGAGACCAAGGCCCCACCGGCCCACCCGGACCUGCUGGUCCCCGGGGACUGCCCGGCCCUUUGGGACCUCCAGGAAAGCCAGGUUUCGGAAGCCCAGGCCCUCAAGGCCAGCCGGGGGUACCAGGGCCACCGGGACCAUCUGCCGUCGGGAAGCCAGGUCUGCCAGGUCUGCCGGGGAAACCCGGCGAAAGAGGACCUUACGGGGAGAAAGGAGACGCUGGUCCUGCUGGUCUCCCAGGACCCAGGGGACCAAAUGGGCCACCUGGAAUUCCUGGCCCGGCUGGAAUUUCAGUCACAGGGAAGCCAGGGCAGCAGGGGCCAUUGGGGCCACCGGGGCCAAGGGGCCUCCCAGGGGAGAAGGGAGCCCCGGGCCAGCCUGGCAUGCUCGGUCCAAAGGGAGAAAAUGGGUAUGGGGCUCCUGGGCGCCCAGGGGAGCGAGGACAACCAGGUCUACAAGGUCCCAUGGGCCCCUCCGGACCUGCCGGGCUAGGGAAACCAGGGGAAAAUGGGUCCCCGGGACAGCCGGGAGUCAAAGGGGACCGGGGCUUCCCUGGGGAGAAAGGCCAAGCUGGUAUCCCUGGGCCCCAGGGACCCCGUGGGGAACCGGGAGUGGCGGGACUCGGCAAGCCAGGGGCUAACGGGACUCCAGGACUGCCGGGGGCUCCGGGAACCAAGGGUCACCCGGGCGUUCCAGGCUUGGCGGGACCCCCGGGACCGCUGGGGUUGGGGAAGCCGGGAUUACCAGGAAUCAAGGGGCAGAGGGGCCCCGAAGGCCUCCCUGGGAUGCCUGGUGUCAAGGGGGAGCAAGGCCCAGCGGGUCGCCCUGGGGAGCCGGGGCUGGACGGGGCCCCAGGGAGCACGGGACCUCAGGGACCAAAAGGGGUGCCCGGUGCCCACGGUCUCCCGGGGCCCAAAGGGGAAGCCGGCCCCGUGGGGCCGGCAGGAUAUCCUGGUGCCAAAGGGGAGAGGGGCCUCCCAGGGUCGGAUGGGAAACCGGGCUACGCGGGGCAGCCGGGUCUUGAUGGACCCAAGGGAUCCCCGGGUUUCCCGGGGCCGAAGGGUGAGCCUGGGCCCGGCGGAGCUCCCGGGUUACCAGGCCCGGCGGGAGCAGCGGGAGCUAAGGGAGGAGUGGGGCAGGAUGGUGGCCCCGGCCCCAGGGGCUCCCCGGGGAUCCCCGGCUCGAGGGGGCCGGCUGGCCCUCCCGGCACCCCCGGCUUCCCGGGAGCUAAAGGGGACCCGGGAUCCCCGGGGCUGCCCGGCCCAGCGGGCCUGGCCAUUAAAGGACUCACUGGUCCCAGCGGCCCUCCCGGGCUGCCCGGUCCCAGGGGCCACGACGGAGAGCCCGGCCUCCCGGGGCCCCCGGGGCCCCCCGGACCUCCCGGCCCGGCUGCCGUGGCCGAGGACUUCCUAAAAGGCGGCCAGAGGCCCAGCCUGACAGGAACACCGCUAGGCAGCGCAACCCAGGGCCUGGGGGGAGCGCGUGGGGUGGCGUUCACGGUCAUCCUCUCCAAGGCCUACCCAGCCUCGGGCGCGCCCAUUCAGUUUGACAAAAUCCUAUACAACAGGCAGCAGCACUACGAUCCCAGGACCGGAAUCUUCACCUGCCAGGUGCCGGGGCUGUACUACUUCUCGUACCACGUGCACGUGAAGGGCACGCACGUCUGGGUGGGCCUCUACAAAAAUGGCACGCCCAUAAUGUACACCUACGACGAGUACAAGAAAGGCUAUCUAGACCAGGCUUCGGGGAGCGCCGUCGUCGACCUCGCGGAAAACGAUCAAGUGUGGUUGCAGCUCCCCAACGCGGAAUCCAAUGGCCUGUACUCUUCUGAGUAUGUCCACUCGUCUUUCUCGGGAUUCUUAUUUGCCCAAAUCUAAGACCAUCCCACCCUGGGUGCUGGGGAGUGUUGGGGGGAGGUGUCUCCAUUUUCUGUUUGGAAGGGUUCUAGAUGGGGUGACCUCCCCCCCACCCCCCCAGCCGGCGACACAGUAAUCACAGGGACACAGGGGUAGGUUUGAGGAUUUGGGCAUAUAAAAGACAUCCUCGAGGGUAAGAUUGGGAAUUUCCAUAACGCACCUCUUGGUUGACUAGCAUGGAGUGAUUUCUUUUUACGUUUGUGGAAAGGGCAAACCGGUUGUCAGAAAGAUGAGCAGCAAAGCAGUACGGUCAAUAAUACGUAAAGAUCAUUCCUGUUUUAUGAAUUUCUAGUCAGUACUUUUAAGGCUCUUUAAUGUUUUCGGUGAACUCGCUUUUUGUUUUUCAUCUUGAAACAUGCUUCCUGUACUUAACUCUUUGGAGCAAACAAAACACGGCCAUACCAUGCAACUAUUUGAAGACAAAACAUCACCAGAAAGGGCCACUUCCUUACAGUAUUCCAGGGAUUUAUUUUAACCUUUCAGGCUAUCUUGCAUUAUUUAUCUCCCCACUGAGAGCACAGAUUACACAGGAAAUUUGGGGUUUUCCAGUUGAAAAACUAGGGGACUGUAUUUUUUUUCCCUAUUUGAGAGUUUCAGCGUUUCUCAUGUAACGGAAUGGAUCCAAGAUUUUCUCAGGCCAUUAAAAUUCUUGCGGGGUAAAAAAGCCCAGAUCACAGCCUUGUUGUGGGUCUUGAUCUGGAAGCUGAGCUGUGGGAAUUUCCUGAAUUCAAGUUGGGGAGUGAACAACAACAAGGUAGAAACCUGUGCUAGCCAAAAUGGGAAGCAAAGUUCAGAUUUGGAAGUUUAAAUGCUUUAAAAAAAAGCCCUAGUAAUCAAGAACUUGAGGUUUAGGAGAAAAAUACUUUAAAGUCACAUUAGGGGAGUGAGAGGAGAAACUCAGAUGAUACCUUUUAAGAAAAACAUUCCAAUCUCAUAAUUAGCAUUUAACCACUAAUAUUAGAGUAUUCCAGCAACGCUUAGCAAAGGUACCGUAUUUCCUCAAACUUGAAUCGAGUCUCAGGUGGAAAAGUACCGUUUCCAGCAAUACUUUUUGGGGGUGCAUUUGGAGACAACCUGUAAGAGGCUCCAAUGAGAUCAUUGAAAAGUUUCCAUAAAUCGGUGCUUGUCAACUCAAAAAGAAUGAAAAAAAAACCAGAUCUCUGCUAAGCUAAUGCGGUACAAAAUGUAUUUGUUUCUUGUUCCAUUUCACACCUUUAUGGGGUAGUUGUCAUGGAGGAAACUGCUGCCAUCUAGGCCUAGAAAGUGCAACAAAUUAUUCUGUUUGUACAGUGGAACACAAAGUUGACAUAUGUUUCUGCCAUCUGUUCUGUGAAUGUACUUACCAUCCAGAUUUUUUCAUCUGAAUCCUUUGAAUGACCAAAUAAGAACUGUUUGCUAUCACUAUCUGGUUUCCCAGCUUUGUCACAAGGGUGCUUGGUUCACUGAAUACAUUUAACUCCUUCUCCACCUGGGUUCAGUGUGAUUUUUUACCUUCUCUUAUGGUGCCUCCACGAAUCUUUCCACUGAGUUUUACUGAAAUCGCCCCUGACAUCAAGGGCUUCAACAAUUCGACUAGAAAUGAAUCUCGAUUAUUUAUUUAGUGUUGUAUUUUUUACACUGCUGUUUCAAAAAUCUUUCCCUAGGAGCCCUAAUCUAUUAUUGAAAGGGCAAAUGUUUUUGUCUUUCUCCUCCUUAGUUUCACUGCAAUCCAACAACUGCUGAUGAUGUUUUAUGCUGAAUUCAUUAGACACCAGCAUAAUUCUUAUUGUAAACUAAUCUUAUUACUCUCUUCAUUUUCUGUAGUUAACAGAUUCUAAGUGAAUAAAAGUGGUAAAGAUUUGUAAAAACAGUCA
This is a messenger RNA of Ornithorhynchus anatinus (platypus), 3944 nucleotides long. It is a transcript of the gene COL10A1, whose product is annotated as collagen type X alpha 1 chain. Gene Ontology annotation, molecular function: protein binding. Bases 10 to 2052 code for a protein of 680 amino acids. NCBI's taxonomy places the organism in Eukaryota, Metazoa, Chordata, Mammalia, Monotremata, Ornithorhynchidae. The transcript is spliced from 2 exons. The record is from RefSeq and is a predicted model, not a curated record.